Molecule: messenger RNA, 4752 nt
Organism: Neoarius graeffei (lesser salmon catfish)
Lineage: Eukaryota; Metazoa; Chordata; Actinopteri; Siluriformes; Ariidae
Gene: nhsb
Product: Nance-Horan syndrome b (congenital cataracts and dental anomalies)
Exons: 12
Coding region: 1-4752 (1583 amino acids)
Biological process (GO): cell differentiation; lens development in camera-type eye
Source: RefSeq, a predicted model, not a curated record
AUGCCGUUCUCUAAACGGAUGGUGGAGCCGCAGCUGCUGUGCAGACACGCCGUGCCCGGUGAUGAGGGUUUGCUCUUCGAGGACCUGCGCUCCAUCAGCAACGUGGCGCUCGCGCGCAGCCUCCGUCAGCUCGCGGACCUGGCCAGGCACGCGCGCUCCAUCUUCCAGGAGCUCGAGGACGACGUCGUUGCUACGAGCCAGCGCGUGCGCCUGCUGCAAGGCAAAAUAGGCCAAAUGCAGCAGAGCGCAGCUGCGCUCGACCCCAAACUGGAAGCUGUGCCUGUGUCGAAUCUGGAUGUUGAGAGCAAGUUAACAUCCCACUAUCAGGCCCCAUGGCACCAGCAGCACAACAUGUUUCACCCCAGUACACGGCUGCCAUGUCUGGAAGAGCUGCACCGCCAUGCCCAGUUCAGUCUACGGGCACUACACAGAGGUGAGCUGCAGCGUCAGCGUUCAACCAGCAGAGAGCGCAGUCGGGUCACCAUAUCCAUCUCAGUGGCUCCGCCCAUGCCCACGUUCCCCUCCCCUCACUCCCUCAGGAGACAAGACCAGAAAAGUCGAAACUCACGUAUGCUGGACAGAGCUGAAUAUCAGACAGUACAGAGGAAGGAAAGAAGCACCAGAGAGUCAGACAUGCAGACUCUCCCCAGGAAAGUUAUCCAGCAACAGGACAGACCUUCGAGGGAGGUGGAGCUUCAGCCAGCACAGAAAAAGGUUGGAACUAAUACAAAUACUGAUGGGGAGUCGGUGGCUCUGGGACAUAGACCUAAGUGUCCCGUUCCCAACGUUCCUACAACACUGGACAAGCAGACCAACUGGUCAAAAGCCCUGCCACUCCCCACGCCAGAUGAAAGGAUGAAGAAUGAGUCUCAAGUCAUCUCAUCUUGCAUCAUCCCUAUCAACGUUACUGGUGCAGGAUUUGACCGAGAAGCUAGUGCUCGCUGCUCAUUGGUUCAUUCCCAGUCUGUAUUGCAACGACGAAGGAAACUAAGGAGGCGGAAAACUAUCACAGGCAUUCCCAGACGAGUGCAACAAGACAUGGACUCAGAUGAAUCUCCUGUGGCCAGAGAACGAUCUGUGGUAGCUCAUGGCAACCCACACAUGUCUCUGUACCAGGAAGAGCUGUCACUUAGUGGCCGAACAUUAAACACCAAGGACUCCGGCUGCCAGACCGAUGAUUUCUUGAUUGCUGCUCCAUCCCGUAGGCGUAUUCGUGCACAGAGGGGCCAAGGAAUUCCAGCUUCCCUCUCCCACUCCACUGGUAAUAUCACUUCAUUACCAGAUCGCUCUGAUGCAACCUAUACCACUGCUUUGGGCACUCGCCUGCGUUCAAGAAGUUUGCCCCGAGAAGGAAGUCGACUCCGGGACAAUGAUCAAGAUGACAGUGAUGAUGAUGAUGAUGAUGAUGAGGAAGAUGAUGAAGAGCUCUCUCCUUAUGAGGCCGAGGACUUCCUGCCAGGUCCAGGACGGAGGAUGCUUAAAGAUGAGGAGGAGAGUACUGAUGACCAAGCCAUGCCAGAGCUCCAGCUGGAUAGUUUAAAGAGGAUACAGCAUGGAGAUAGUCCUGAAAAUGCUUGGAUUGAGAGGGGUAGGUCCCGGCUCCCACGUAACCCUGACAUGGGAAGUUGUGAAAUCUCCUCCAGUUCAGACACCUUCAGCAGCCCCAUCCACUCUGUCUCAACCACAGGUGUGCUUGGCAGCCAAAUUGACCACAAAGAAGACCAUCAGUCUUCAAGUGGGAACUGGAGUGGAAGCAGCUCAACAUGCCCUUCACAGACCUCAGAAACACUACCACCAGCUGCCUCACCUCCCUUGACUGGUUCUUCACACUGUGAUUCAGAACUGUCUCUCAAUACAGGGUCUCAUAUCAUUGACGAUACUACUGGCUUCAUCAUUGACCCCUAUCACAUGGAAAGGUCACAAGGUCAGGGACCCAGGUCUAGUUCAUUCACUUCUUCAGCUACAGAUCAGAUGGAUGAUGCAGGUGUUAGUACUGCUAGUGAUGGGGAGUGGAACUGCAACCAGGACCAGCAGGAUCAACCUUGUCCUCCAGAUUUCAGCCCAAAGCACUCAAGGGAAGAUGAGAGUGGCAUAAGUUGUCCCAGUUAUUCUAGUGGCGAAACUUAUGAGUGCUUUAGUGGACAACCAUCGGGUGAAAUAUUAGAGAGCUCCACACAUUACACUGUUGACACUGAAGGCUUCUACACCUCUGUGCACUUGGACUGCGGUCUUAAAGGUAGCAGAAGCUAUUGCAACUAUGCAGCCAUCGACCCCGACUGUGGCCCAAAUGGGAGCAUUGCACCCGGAAUGGGUGAAUACCCUCAACCAGACUACAAGGGAAUGAGUACACUUGGAAGAGGGUGUUUUUCUUUAAGAAAACCAAAGGCUAAACCACCCCCACCAAAACGUGGUUCUUCUUUAAAGGAAACAAGCAGUGGUGCAGAUGUUCAAGAGCAGAAUGAACCAAAGAUUACUAGUGAGUUGCCCCUGCCUUUGUCUUCCAGGGACAUGAAGUUGCAGUUGGAGUUGGCUGGUUCUGACAGGCACAUUGACACUGUAGGUCUCUGUGACAAGCAGCUUGGCACCUGGGGUGUAGAGAAUAUCAGAGAAAUGUUAGACUGCUCCUCACCAUUUAGUUCUUCUGACACACAUUCCUUUAAGGAUGAGGGUGCUGUGCAGUCAGACUAUGCAGACCUUUGGCUCCAUAAUGACUUGAAAUCCAGUGAUCCUUACAGGUCACUGUCCAACUCCAGCACUGCUACGGGUACAACAGUUAUUGAAUGUGUCAAGUCACCAGAGAAUCUGGAAACUCAGGCCUGUUGCCCCAGGUCCAGACCCACCUCACCAACACUUCCACCACAAGAAGGUGACUUCAAACUGGGCUCUCCUGAGAAACUUGCAGCAUUGGCAUCCCCAUCAAGUGGAUAUUCCAGUCAGUCAGAGACACCCACAUCUUCCUUUCCAUCUGCAUUCUUCCCAGCUCCACUGUCCCCAACCAGCGGCAAGAGGAAACCCAAAGUGCCAGAAAGAAAAUCAUCACUCUCCUCUCUCCAACAGCAGCAGCACCAGCUGGCAUUUAGAGAUGCAGGCUCUUCCUGCAGGAGAGAUGCUGAUUCCCAGGCACCUCCUAGUCACCUUGACCUAAGUGCUCUUCACACCAAGCCCUUUGCCCACAGGAACCAGAUACACCUCCUUCACCAGAAUAAACAGAAAGCAGCUGCAGCAGCUGCUGCAUUAGCAGAGGCACGUGCUGCUGCAAGUGCAGAGGCAUCUAGCUCAACCCACACAGCAAUCACUUCAACUGUUCCGAGGUCAAUUCAUCUGCGAUCCAUGGAUAAACCAGCAGAGGGCAACCAUGGUUCUGAGCACUCUAUUGCUGAUCAAUCAACUCGACCCAGGUGUCCCACAGUAACAGUUGAGCAUGUGCCUGCUGAUAGCAGGCAUAACAGGAAGCCACCAGCCUACAAACCACCUGCUGUGCAGCACUGUGAAUCUCAGUGCCCACCUCUAGAAGCCAUUAUUAUACAACAUGAGGGGAUUAAAAUCAGGCAGGAAAGGCAUGGCCCAGGAACAUACUGGGCCAUGACUGCAUUCAGAACACCUGUGCAACCAACCAGUGAACAAGAAGACGUCUCAACCCCAGCAGCCCAGGCUUGUGAGGCCCGUGAUGCUCAGCAAGAAGCAGAGUGCAGCAGGUGUACAGAUGAGGAGGAAGCAUUGUCUGCAGAAAGUGUUAAAUGUGAACACAGUCAAGCACCCAAGCCACAACCUCUGGCAGAACCGUCCUUGAAUUUAAGCAGCACACAGUCUCCUCCUGCUUACAGCGAAGUAUGCAAGAGUGACUUUGUACUGUGCAGCAGCCCAGAAAAAGUGCCUGCCAGAAUUUUAGAAGCCUCAUCACACACUUACAUAAUCGGUGAUAUCAAAUGCAAAGAGGAGGCAUACGAGACAUGUGUCACUACCAGAAGUGCCUCACAUGAUGGACAUGAGGAAGAGUCAACACCAGACACAGAAGACUACUUCAGCAAAGACUCAACACCUAGUGACAAUUCAAAUUCUCCCGUGACUGAUGACUCCAAGUUUGAUGAUGAUAGUUUAUUCCCUUCGCCUAAUAAACUACGCACAACUGAAGAUCUGUUUGCCAUGAUACACAGAUCGAAGAGGAAAGUUCUUGGGCGGAAAGACUCAGGGGAGCUCAAUGGGAAGAGUCGACUUGGUGUUGCUCCUGUCAGUGGUCCAGUCAAUCAUCCUGUCAUGUGUCCAAUCACUCCAACUGUCCCAGCUCUUGCAUCUGCUUCUCAGAGAGCACCAGGACCCAUUUACAGGAGUGCCAAAAAAUCCAGUACCUCCAAUGAGGAGUUUAAGCUACUGCUGCUGAAGAAGGGCAGUCGCACCGACUCUAGUUAUCGCAUGUCUGCAACAGAAAUCCUCAAGAGCCCCAUCACUCCCAAGUCCCUAGGUGAACUAGAGGCUUCCAGACAACCAGACGAACCCUCUUCACCAAUGCAGGAGUCUGCAGCCAGCAUAGAGCCACCCCCCAGUACUUUCCCCAAGGCAAAUAUCGAGGGUUUCUCUACAAAACCCCUUACAAUGUCUGCUGCCUCCAGGCAAGGUCGUUCUAGGAUACCACCUGCAGCCAGCAGCAGCAGGUACAGUACUCGCAGCCGGCUAUACACUGCCCCAAUGCAGGCGAUCUCUGAAGGAGAAACUGAAAAUUCUGAUGGAAGUCCACAUGAUGACCGGUCCUCCUAG